AUGUUCAUCUUGACUGAAUAUUGCGUUGGUGGCACCUUGAACGAGCGUCUCCACCGAUCGAGCACCGAAGAAGAGAACUUUAAGUGGAUUCGUCAAAUGGCUGCCGCCCUUGCCUUCCUCCACUCGUGCAGCGUGGUUCACCGCGACCUGAAAGCAGACAACGUACUGCUGACUGCGACGGAGGAUGCAAAAUUGGCCGACUUUGGUUUGGCUCGAGAAUUCAUUGCACUCACACGAAUCGAAGAAAAUGGUGGCGAUGAGUCGUGGGUGACGAGCUAUGAGCGGUACUACAUGACAUCGGGCACUGGCCCAAUACCCUGGGUGGCACCCGAAUUCUUUGAUGGCCAUUACACCGAGAAGGCUGAUGUGUUUUCUCUCGGUACUUUGUUUUUCGCAAUCUUGGAGCGGGAUUCUAUUGUGUUUAUGGAGAAGGCGAUUUAUGGUGCUUUCAAGAAUGUUCCUGGUGAAGGCAACGUUGGGCGUGCGAUGCAUUUAGAUCCAAACACAACCAUUCAAUUCUCACCUCGUGCACAAGGAUCCAACGCUCUGCAAAGAAUAGCUCUCGAUGCUUUGCAAUACGACAAAGAUGAUCGCCCAAGCGCUGCUGAGAUUCAUAACCGAAUCACAAACAUCGAAGGAAAUGUAAAGCUCAGUGGUUCUGGAAAUCAACAACCGUCACCAGGGCGGAGAGGGUGCUGUUAAACCCCGAAAAGAGGUAACGGUCGAAUACUUUAGUCAAGACUUGUAAGAGAUCAACGUUUUGUUGUAGUCAUAGUAGCAGUCAUAUUUUAGCACCUUCAUCUAUUUCAGUGUUUUUAAAGUGAAAAUGCACUUGCUGGUUAUUCUAGCUUUGGCUGAGGUAGGCGUUUUCUUGUUUGGAACGACGUUAGACAAAAGAAAAAACAACCGGUCAAAUACCAGAAAGAGUGUUGAUUAUGAUAACCAAACAGCGGGAAAAAGGUUUUCAGAAAGUUUGCGACUCCAAAAGUAACUAAGUAAUUACAAACACAUUUUAGAAAAAAACACUCAUUAAUUCCUCCCAGGAGCCCUGUUCCUGCUGACAGUAGUAGAAAAUAAAUUUAAAGUUUUUGCAAGCAUGUUGAUCGGGUGUUUCCGUUGACUUCAUUCCUUACAAUAAAUAAUCAUUGCAACUUUUAUCAAAAGUUUCUUCACUAAUCUUAACGAUAUAUAUACGCUUAAAAGUAAACAGAAAAACGUUACCGGUUAGACAAUUGAAUAUAUUUUGUUUCCAAUGCAUGCUUGAUCCUCUGAACAAGCACGUACAUACUCCACAGCUAUAACAAGACACACACGUAGGUCAUUCUUGGAAAACGGCGCAUUGUUUCCACUGUGGAGGUGACUUCCUUUUCCGGUUCAGGACACAAUCCUCCUGUUCACGUCACUGCACUAAAUGAGUUACUUCCAUUUUCAGCUAACCGGAAUGAGGCACAUCACUUCCCCAACCCCCGAUAAAAAUGCCCCUCUUUUUUACCUAUAUGGCAUGGCAAUGCUCCUUCCGAAUAAGCGCCUAAAUUAGUAGGUCACCUACUUAAGGCUUAUACAAGAUCACACAGCACUACGUAAGAGUCCAUCGAACACCAAUUAAAAACCAAAACCGAAAAAGAAUGUACGGCAAGGAGCUUGGGUACGAAGGUAAGAAAGAGGCUGGGUAAAAAGUUCCUUUCACUAUACUUGAGGACACCACCACCACCCCCUCCACCCCAUAGUUUCCAGUUUUCUGAGAAAACAAGAGCGUUUUCUAUGAAAUCGUUUUUCCGCUUUGAAAGGAGCGAGCAGACGAGUUGAAAGCAGUAGGGAAACGACACAAAAUGUACACUCUAAGCUCAGCAACUAUGCCAAAGACGCUCCAAGUUGGCGAAAAAUUGGUGACAGUUCAGCAACGACUCGGGGCUGGGGCUUUCGGUGUCGUGUACAAAGUGAAGGAGGAGGCGACUGUAAACGAGUAUGCGUUAAAAGACGUGGUUUGUGAAGAUCAAUCGGAACUGAUAGCUGUAAUGAAAGAGAUUCAAACAUUAUGUAAAAUUUCGACCCACGAAAACGUAAUCUCAAUCACUGCAGCAGGCGGCUACAAAGCACAAGGCUUACAGCACAUGACAAUUUUGACUGAGUUCUACGUCGGCGGAAACUUGAACGAACGCCUUCAUCGACCGAGCAGCGACUUGAUGAAUUUCAAAUGGAUACGGCAAAUGACCGCGGGGCUUGCAUUCCUUCAUUCAAAAAAUGUAGCCCAUCGUGAUCUGAAACCAGAGAAUGUCCUGUUAACCGCGACUGAGGAUGUGAAAUUGGCCGACUUUGGUUUGGCGAGAGAGUUCGUCGUCGUCCUCAAUGCCGAAGCAAGAUUGACGGACAACUCAUGGAUUGGCCAAUAUGCAAAACAUUACAUGUCCUCCGAAGCUGGUACAGUGAGUUGGAUGGCCCCCGAAGUUUUCAAACACCGUUACACUGAAAAAGCCGAUGUUUUUUCCCUUGGCGCCCUCUUUUUUUCCAUUCUAGAACGCGAUUUUCUCACAGUAAAUGGAAAAAGGUUUUACGGUGCGUUUGGUCGUCCAUACGGCCAGUUAUUUGCGAAAAAAGUUGGGCUUGGAUAUGCAAUGUUCCAAUCGAAUAACCAAGGUAUCAAUGUUGCAUUUUCAGAGCAGGCCCAAGGAUCCAUUAUAAUGCAAAGUAUAACUCUCAACGCCUUGCAGUAUGACGAAGAUGAACGACCCACCGCCGCUGAGAUUCACCAACAGUUUGAA
Messenger RNA from Porites lobata, 2759 nucleotides. The record is from the annotation of a GenBank genome assembly. NCBI's taxonomy places the organism in Eukaryota, Metazoa, Cnidaria, Anthozoa, Scleractinia, Poritidae.